Heterobasidion irregulare TC 32-1 is the source of this 303-nucleotide messenger RNA. RefSeq lists its product as uncharacterized. The record is from RefSeq and is a predicted model, not a curated record. NCBI's taxonomy places the organism in Eukaryota, Fungi, Basidiomycota, Agaricomycetes, Russulales, Bondarzewiaceae. The transcript is spliced from 2 exons. Bases 1 to 303 code for a protein of 100 amino acids.
AUGGCCUCUGCGCAAUUCCAAUUCUUCGACGGGAUGUUCGGGCAGCGGCAACAGCAGCAACAGCAGCCCUCUGGCGCAUCACAAUGGGCAACGCACGCAGACAGCACGUCAUGCUCUGAAUACCUCUGUCCGGCAACGCUGGCGUGCGUGACCAGACCAGAAGAAUGCCCCUGUCCUCACGUUCAGGACGUCAAAUGUGUCGUUCCUGACGACCAGGAUAGAGAUCAUGGGACUGUUUUGUGCGUGAGAGGAGGGAGCGACUGUGCUGCGGUCGAGCAGUUGGGCAAGAAGUUCACAAAGUGA